UGGACUUUGGAGGGCUUAGGGCUAAAGCUGAAAAAGUUGCAGAAAAGCGAGAGAAGAAGAAUAUGGGCAAGAAUUUCCGAAAGCGAAGCGCUCCCGCCGACGAUAACGACGAUGAUCCUGAGAAGCUCAGCGACGACGAACAAGAACGGAGGUUGUUGCUGGAGGAGGUCAAGUUUCUGCAGAAGCAGAGGCGGAGGAGGUCCGGGAUCCCUGCCCUGACUACUGGUUUCGACUCGCCGAAUGAUCCUGCUUCUAAGGAUAAGAACAUUGACAGCAAGACCAAGAGAGCCAGCGGCGGCCAUUCUCCCGGUGGUCAUCACGGCGAAGGCGGCGGCGGCGGAGGAGAUGGAGAGAAUGAUGACUGGGCUUUGAAUAGGACCUUUGCUGAGGAAACUGAAGUGGCCGAUGAAGAUCCGAAUAUGUUGAGUUAUAUUGAAGAUCAGUUGGCAAAGAAGAAGGGCAAGAAAGUGGAGGCGGCGCCGGAGGAGGUGGAGAAUGAGUUACAGCGUGCUGAGGAUGAGCUGUACAAGAUACCUGACCAUCUUAAAGUGAAAAAGCGAAACUCAGAAGAAAGCUCAACUCAGUGGACUACUGGGAUUGCUGAGGUGCAGCUCCCCAUCGAAUACAAGUUGAGAAAUAUUGAGGAAACUGAGGCGGCAAAGAAGUUUUUGCACGAGAAGCGGCUUGUGGGGCAGACAAAAUCAGAAAUUAGCAUGCCCUCAAGUUACAGUGCUGAUUAUUUCCAGCGUGGCAGGGAUUAUGCUGAAAAACUUAGAAGAGAACAUCUCGAGCUCUACAAGGACAAAAGUUCACAGGAUAAUGGUGGUGCUCCCAAACAAAAUGAUACUGGCACAGAUGCAGCAGGACAGAGGCAAGCUGCCACAGAUGAGUUCAUGCUGGAGCGCUUCCGCAAAAGAGAGCGUCACCGUGGAAUGAGGAGAUGAUAUGCAUGUACUCCAACAGUAGAAUACGAAUGGAACUUAAUCUGGAAAGACUCAGAACUCAUCAUUCUUUUGGCGUCAUUCUUUGAUAGCGUUGUACCUGGAUGGCCCUUUACUGGAAGGCAUGCUUACGCUUUUCGGUUUAUUCUGUUCAAGUUCAAUCAUCAUAUGCCUGAGGAAGAAGACUGGAUUCGUUUUGCCAUCCAAACUGUCAUUGUUCUUGGUCAUCUUUAUAAGUAAACUGGACUUGAAUUUUGUUGCCACACUGACUUGCUUUGAUGGGGAAACCUACAACGGAUGAAUGGAUGGAUUGUACUCUUUUCAAUGUACACAAUCUUAUGCGAUCAAGAUCCUCCGAACAAGUUGUAAAAGCAAUAGAUAUAGUUGUGAUCAAGAUUCAAGAACCACGCUUACAUCAUCGUGGAAGUUUUUGUUUUCACCAAUUUGUCCCUGCAAUGAACUUUGCAGUAUCAGUUCAACCUCUAAAUUGUGAAUGUGGCAAUUUGAUGC
This is a messenger RNA of Argentina anserina (silverweed cinquefoil), 1451 nucleotides long. Its product is annotated as protein COP1 SUPPRESSOR 2. Lineage: Eukaryota; Viridiplantae; Streptophyta; Magnoliopsida; Rosales; Rosaceae. The coding region runs from base 63 to 944 and encodes 293 amino acids. Gene Ontology annotation, cellular component: spliceosomal complex. The record is from RefSeq and is a predicted model, not a curated record. The transcript is spliced from 8 exons. Gene Ontology annotation, biological process: mRNA splicing, via spliceosome.